AUGUCUGUUGUCGAUGAAAAAGCUCCCCCACCUCCUCCUGCCGAGACGGAGGUGGAUGUGGAGAGGGCAGACGCAAACGUGUCGCAAUCGCAAAAGCACCCGGACGAGAAGAUCCUGAAGCAUUCGCACGAUGCGGACGAGGCGAUGAAGGCCUUUGCCGGCCUGGAAGGCCAGGUGAUCACCAUCGACGAAUCCACCAACAAGAGAUUGUUGCGGAUCAUCGACUGGCAUAUGAUGCCGUUGAUGUGCGUUGUCUACGGGAUGAAUUAUCUGGACAAAACGACACUCUCUUAUGCGAGCAUUAUGGGCAUUCAGAAAGACAUCGGCCUCAAGGGAGAUAACUACCAGUGGCUGGGAAGCAUGUUCUACUUCGGCUACCUGGCCUGGGAGUAUCCUACCGGCCGGCUCCUCCAGCGCAUGCCCCUUGGCAAAUAUUCGGCCGCCUGCAUUAUACUCUGGGGACUGAUCCUCUCGUGUUUUGCCGCGGUGACCAAUUUCAGCGGGGCCGUCGCCAUCCGCUUCCUUCUUGGAGUGUUUGAGGCUGCGGUGACGCCUGGUUUUGCUCUCUUGACCUCUCAGUGGUACACCAAGACUGAGCAGGGACAGCGGACGAAUAUAUGGUUCAGUUUCAACGGAAUGGGCCAGAUCUUUGGCGGGCUAGUGGCGUAUGGGAUCGCGGUGGGAACACGGGAACACGGGUCUGCCAUCGAGCCCUGGAAGAUCGUCUUCCUGGUAACGGGCUUGCUGACAAUUGCUCUGGGUGUGACCUUCCUUUACCUCAUUCCCGACAACCAGCUGAAUGCGCGGUGGCUCACGAAGGAGGAUCGCGUGUUGGCCGUCGAGCGUGUUCGCGUCAACCAGCAGGGGAUUGGGAACAAGCAUUUCAAGAUGUAUCAGUUUAAGGAGGCGCUGCUGGACCCGAUGACAUGGGCAUUCGUCCUGUAUGCGCUGUUGGCCGAUAUUCCCAAUGGAGGCAUCACCAACUUCUUUAGCCAGUUGAUUGUGAGCUUCGGGUUCACUUCUGAGCAGAGUCUCCUCUACGGCACUCCCGGUGGAGCGGUGGAAGUGAUUGCGCUGAUCAUCAACGGCUUUGUGGGCGACUACUUUGGACAGCGGAUCCUGUGCAGCACGGGUGGUCUCAUUUCAUCUAUCGUGGGAAUGAUCCUGAUCAUCGCCCUGCCGCUGUCGAACAGUGUCGGUCGGUUGAUUGGGUACUACAUGACGCAAGCGAGCCCGUGUCCGUUUGUGGCGCUGCUGUCGCUCAUCUCGUCGAAUGUGGCUGGCUACACGAAGAAGACGACAGUGGCAGCGCUGUAUCUGAUUGCAUAUUGCGUGGGCAACAUCAUUGGCCCUCAAACGUUCCGACCCAAGGACGCACCGCGAUACGUACCGGCUGAAAUAGUCAUUGUGGUCGUGUACGGGGUGUGUCUGCUGGACCUGUUAUUUAUCUGGUGGUGGUACAGACGGCAGAACGAGAAGAAGGCCAAGAUCCGGGCGAGUCCGGAGUAUGUGAAACUGGAGAACCAGGAGUGA
Rasamsonia emersonii CBS 393.64 is the source of this 1533-nucleotide messenger RNA. Its product is annotated as MFS allantoate transporter. NCBI's taxonomy places the organism in Eukaryota, Fungi, Ascomycota, Eurotiomycetes, Eurotiales, Trichocomaceae. The record is from RefSeq and is a predicted model, not a curated record. Gene Ontology annotation, cellular component: plasma membrane. The transcript is spliced from 6 exons. Gene Ontology annotation, molecular function: dipeptide transmembrane transporter activity; allantoate transmembrane transporter activity. Bases 1 to 1533 code for a protein of 510 amino acids. Gene Ontology annotation, biological process: tripeptide transport; allantoate transport; transmembrane transport.